Phytophthora sojae is the source of this 655-nucleotide messenger RNA. RefSeq lists its product as hypothetical. The annotation marks the transcript as partial. NCBI's taxonomy places the organism in Eukaryota, Oomycota, Peronosporomycetes, Peronosporales, Peronosporaceae. Gene Ontology annotation, cellular component: plasma membrane. Gene Ontology annotation, molecular function: phospholipid scramblase activity. The transcript has a single exon. Gene Ontology annotation, biological process: plasma membrane phospholipid scrambling. The record is from RefSeq and is a predicted model, not a curated record.
UCAUGCGUGCCCAAGAAGAAAGCUGGUUCUGCACGCGCAUUGUGCUGCAGUACCUCGGCUGCGCCUACCUGCGCCCGCUCAAGAUGCACUUCACUGUCGAAGGAGAAACAGGCGACGCGUACGUGAUUGAGCGUCCGUUCAAAUGCGGCGGCGGAAUGUGCUGCCCGCUGGAAAUGCGGCUGGACGGCUUGAGUGGCGAGAACGGAGAAGUUAAACGCAUUGGCCGCAUUCGAGAGGACUUCUCGCCGUACAUGAAUCGUUGCUGCUCGGCGUGUUGUCUCGCCACGGCUUACACGGACAUCGAGCGCGCACUACCCGACGGGUCUUACGAGAAGCGCUACUCAAUGCGAGUCAACGUGGCGUGCUGUGGCCGAGUCAACAACUGCUGCGCGCCGUCCUGCUGCCGCAAUGACGCGGUGUACGACAUCUUGGACCCCGAAGGAGCGGUUGUAGCCAACUUGCAGGUGAGCUUUGGCAGUGGGGAGUGCCUCAAAGCGAUCUGCCGCGCUGGUGGGGGAUUCACGAACUACGUGCUCCAGUUUCCACGUGACUCGACCCCACAAGACCGUGCACUGCUGCUCGCUGCGCUCUUCCAGCUGGAUUACUCGAUUUUCGAAAAGAAGUAGACACAACAGUAUAGGAGGAUUGCUUUUGC